This is a messenger RNA of Scedosporium apiospermum, 1017 nucleotides long. Its product is annotated as Glyceraldehyde-3-phosphate dehydrogenase (phosphorylating). Gene Ontology annotation, biological process: glucose metabolic process. Gene Ontology annotation, molecular function: NADP binding; NAD binding; oxidoreductase activity, acting on the aldehyde or oxo group of donors, NAD or NADP as acceptor. The record is from RefSeq and is a predicted model, not a curated record. Bases 1 to 1017 code for a protein of 338 amino acids. The transcript has 3 exons. Lineage: Eukaryota; Fungi; Ascomycota; Sordariomycetes; Microascales; Microascaceae.
AUGGUUGUCAAGGUCGGCAUCAACGGUUUCGGUCGUAUCGGCCGCAUUGUUUUCCGCAAUGCUGUCGAGAACCCCGAGGUUGAGGUCGUUGCUGUCAACGAUCCCUUCAUCGAGACCAAGUACGCUGAGUACAUGCUCAAGUAUGACAGCGUCCACGGCAUCUUCAAGGGCGACAUCAAGGUCGAGUCCGACGGUCUCGUCGUCAACGGCAAGAAGGUCAAGUUCUACUCUGAGCGCGACCCCGCCAACAUCCCCUGGAGGGAGACUGGUGCUGAGUACAUUGUCGAGUCCACUGGUGUCUUCACCACCACCGACAAGGCCAAGGCCCAUCUCAAUGGCGGCGCCAAGAAGGUCAUCAUCUCUGCCCCCUCUGCCGAUGCCCCCAUGUACGUGAUGGGCGUCAACAACAAGACCUACGACGGCAAGGCCGACGUCAUCUCCAACGCCUCUUGCACCACCAACUGCCUUGCUCCCCUCGCCAAGGUCCUCAACGACAAGUACACCAUCAUUGAGGGUCUCAUGACCACCGUCCACUCCUACACCGCCACCCAGAAGACCGUCGACGGUCCCUCCGCCAAGGACUGGCGUGGUGGCCGUACCGCUGCCCAGAACAUCAUCCCCAGCAGCACUGGUGCCGCCAAGGCCGUCGGCAAGGUCAUCCCCGAGCUCAACGGCAAGCUCACCGGCAUGUCGAUGCGUGUCCCUACCGCCAACGUCUCCGUUGUCGACUUGACUGUCCGCCUCGAGAAGGCCGCCACCUACGACGACAUUAAGGCCACCAUCAAGGCCGCCUCCGAGGGCGAGCUCAAGGGCAUCCUCGGCUACACUGAGGACGACGUCGUCUCCACCGACCUCCUCGGCAACCCCAACUCCUCCAUCUUCGAUGCCAAUGCCGGUAUCUCCCUCAACCCCCACUUCGUCAAGGUUGUCAGCUGGUAUGACAACGAGUGGGGUUACUCCCGCCGUGUCGUUGACCUCAUCGCCUACAUUGCCAAGGUUGAUGCCGGCUCGGCCUAA